Molecule: messenger RNA, 1129 nt
Organism: Drosophila mauritiana
Lineage: Eukaryota; Metazoa; Arthropoda; Insecta; Diptera; Drosophilidae
Gene: asf1
Product: histone chaperone asf1
Exons: 1
Coding region: 308-964 (218 amino acids)
Biological process (GO): DNA replication-dependent chromatin assembly
Cellular component (GO): nucleus
Molecular function (GO): histone binding
Source: RefSeq, a predicted model, not a curated record
CGGUCCCUCUGAAGCGCGGGAAAGAAGUCAGCUGUCACCACCAUUUGUGCGAAGAGAAGCGGAAUAAUUGCGAUAAAUAAAAGCAGAAUAGCGACAGACAAUUGCACAAAUCUGAUUCAUGUUAUAACCAAAUCAAAGUACUAGCAUUCCAGUACAUAUAUCAAGUGUUUGCCGAGCGUUUUGCAAGUGAAUUUCGCAAAAACAAGCAAUUCCCUAGGCAGACAAAAGCAGAACCUCUAAAAAAAGCGCGCCGUCGAAGGAGUCUUGCCAAACCCGGUCUACGCUCUGCAAUCUCCGAGGUACAGUCAUGGCCAAGGUGCACAUCACCAACGUGGUGGUGCUGGACAACCCGAGCAGCUUCUUCAACCCCUUUCAGUUCGAACUCACGUUCGAGUGCAUUGAGGAGCUGAAGGAGGAUCUGGAGUGGAAGAUGAUCUACGUAGGCUCGGCGGAGUCCGAAGAGCACGACCAGGUGCUGGACACCAUAUACGUGGGACCAGUGCCUGAGGGGCGACACAUCUUUGUUUUCCAGGCGGAUCCGCCAGACGUCAGCAAGAUCCCGGAACCGGAUGCGGUGGGCGUUACCAUUGUUCUGCUUACCUGCUCCUACCGCGGCCAGGAGUUCGUCCGCGUGGGCUACUAUGUGAAUAACGACUACGCUGACCCGGAGAUGCGCGAGAACCCGCCAACGAAGCCUCUUUUCGAGAAGCUGACGCGAAACAUCCUGGCCAGCAAGCCGCGCGUCACCCGGUUCAAAAUUAAUUGGGACUACGGGCACAUCAACGGGAAUGGAAACGGCGUGGAGAACGGCCAUCAAGAUGAGAUGGCCACCGAUGGACCGUCCACAUCGGAGGCGGCUUCAGUAGUUGUCCAUCCCGAAGAUGACAAUAGUUUGGCCAUGCCAAUGGAGAACGGAAUCAAGGCCUUAAACGAGAACUCCAACUCAUUGGCCAUGGAAUGUUGAGAGCUGCCGGCAGUCCGAACAAUGACCACACCAACACACUCAAACCAACAUGGGCAACAAUGGAUAAUUUAGCACUCCUGGUCCUUGUCCCUCUAUUUACCUUUAAGUAACUAAGAUUUAAAGCAAAAAUAUAUGUAUACAUUAAAUUAUUUCCUAAAACAUGCA